This is a messenger RNA of Penicillium subrubescens, 1989 nucleotides long. Its product is annotated as alpha-galactosidase D. Bases 1 to 1989 code for a protein of 662 amino acids. Gene Ontology annotation, biological process: carbohydrate metabolic process. The record is from RefSeq and is a predicted model, not a curated record. Lineage: Eukaryota; Fungi; Ascomycota; Eurotiomycetes; Eurotiales; Aspergillaceae. The transcript is spliced from 5 exons. Gene Ontology annotation, molecular function: hydrolase activity, hydrolyzing O-glycosyl compounds.
AUGCAUAGCACGUCAAUUGUUCUGCAAGCUCUGGUGGCGGCGCCUCUCGCCCUCGGGGCUGCGUUGAGAUCCCGACUUGAUAAUGGUGUCGCAAAAACACCGCCAAUGGGGUGGAAUUCGUACAACCACUACUCUUGCACACCUACCGAGGCUAUUAUUCAGUCCAAUGCGAAAGCCUUAGUUGACCUUGGCCUGGCCGAACUGGGAUACCGCUAUGUGACGACGGAUUGUGGCUGGACGGUCGCCAAUCGCACUGCGGAUGGGCAAUUGACCUGGAAUGAGACGCUGUUCCCGAGUGGGUUCCCGGCUCUUGGGGAGUAUAUCCAUGGGCUUGGGCUGUUGUUCGGGGUGUAUGAAGAUGCGGGUAUUAGGUCCUGCCAGACGGAUAUGGAGCAGGCAGACCACGAGGCUCAAGAUGCUGCGCUCUUUGCUUCUUGGAAGAUCGACGCGCUGAAAUACGACAACUGCUUCUCCGACGCCGCAACUGGCUAUCCAAAUGUCAACUACGCACCAAGCACUUCGCCCAGUGCACGAUAUGCAAAUAUGACUAAAGCUUUGGCCGCGCAGGGUCGCUCUGUGCUCUUCCAGAUUUGCGAAUGGGGUGUCGAUUUCCCAGCGCUGUGGGCACCAGCUCUUGGCCACACAUGGCGUAUCGGCAACGAUAUCAUCCCAGCCUGGCGAGCUAUUUACCGAACCUUGAAUCAAGCUGUUCCACAGACUUCCUUCGCCGGGCCCGGUCAAUGGCCCGAUCUGGAUAUGCUGGAAGUUGGAAAUAAUAUUCUUACUACCGCGGAGGAACAGACCCACUUCUCGCUUUGGGCUAUACUGAAGAGUCCAUUGGUUAUCGGAGGCGCUUUGAAGGAUGAGACCACUACUAUCAAUACUGCCUCUCUGGCGAUCUUGUCAAACAAGGAUGUUGUAUCUUUCAACCAGGACUCGCUCGGUGUCAGUGCUACUCUGAAUCGCCGGUGGUCCGAGGAAGGGUGUGAAGUCUGGAGUGGACCGCUGUCUGGUGGUAGGACUGUUGCGGCGUUGAUCAAUUGGGCUGAUACAUCGCGAGAUUUGACACUCAACCUCCCGGAUGUAGGCAUCCAGUCUGCUGGUACAUUGAAGGAUAUCUGGGCUGGGAAGACCGUCAGCAAUGUGAAGAGUUCUUAUACGGCCACAGUAGCCGCCCAUGGCGUGAUGCUUGUGGAGCUCAGUGAUACGACUGCUGCUGGCACAUACCCAACCGCUAAGUUCGGCACGUCAAAGGGAAAUUCGGUUACCUUCAACUCUAUCUAUGCCAACACCACUAGUGCCAAUCACACACUCUUGAUCACGUUCUCCAAAACAUCAAAGAAAGCAACCGGCAUUACUAUCGAAUCCUCGUCGACCCAAGCAAAGCGCACAAUCACGGUUCCAGCAUCCAGUAAGACAGGCUCGAGUUCCAUCUCGCUAUCCGCCGGUUCCGCAAACACAAUUACCAUCAGCUCAAGCCUUGCCAUUGAUUCUAUCCAAAUCAAGUCUCCAAGCGGCACUUACUACCCUUCCACCGCAUUUACCCUCGCAGGCUCAGCGACCCUCACUCAAUGCGGCUCCGGCUACUGCCAGCCCGUGGGAUCAAAGAUCGGCUACCUGGACAGCACAAACACCGCCAAGAUCACAGUCCCCGCGACGGUUUCCAGCACCACCUCCGCCAAGUACCUUGAGCUUGACUAUAUCAACAACGAUGUCGCCUUCUCGAGUUCCUGGGGUCUUGGUGCGAAUUCGCGAAACAUCACUGUCUCAGUGAAUGGCGGCAGUCCUGUUCGACUUGAAGUUCCGCUGUCUGGACGCCAUAGUGAACUCUUUGGACCUGGACUUGGUUGGUGGGACACUUCGUCCUUGGGCAUUUUGAUUGAUGGAUGGAAGAAUGGUGACAAUGAGGUUGUUGUUGCCAAUGUGGCUGGCAGUGAUACCUUCCAGUCUUGGGGUGCGGACUUUGUCGGAUUUAGGGUCUUUGAUUAG